AUGUCGCAAACAUCAAUCACUGGAAAACUAAUCCAAAAGGACGACGCUUACAAAGAGGCAGAGAACAAAAUACGAGCAGUUUUAGAUCAGCGAAUGCACCUUCGCUUUUUGCUUGAAGAAGUGAAUACACGCCUUGAAUCCACGUCAUCUGAAAAAGAACCAGAGCUUUACCAAAAGAUUUUGAAUGACAAAAAAGCACUUCGUGUUGUCCAAGAGAACCUCGACGAGUUGAUUACCACAUUAUGUGGUACUAACGAAUCUCUAUUAUUAAGAUACGCUUACUUCUCUCGUCGAUAUGUGGUGACUAUUACAGACGAAAAUGUUGAAGAAUCACAAAUUGCAGAUAUCAUUAAAGAGCUUGGAGCUGAUGCCGUGUACUCCCACACCAAAUCCGUCACUCUAUCAAAAGACAAAUUACACAAGACAACUCUUUUGACCUUCUAUCUCAAGACUGAUGCAGCCAAGUUAGCGCUUCGUUCCUACUGCAUCAAGAUGUGUUGGGUCGUUUCAAGGUACGACACAUAUCAAAAUAACUACUACAAACAAAACUAUUCCACCAUUUACCAUAAUAACCAACGAAACUCUCCAGAUAUCACACAAGAAACUGCUGACUUCAUAAUGACAGAUUUCUAUGAGAAACUUCUUUCAUUGGGGUACGACAGCAAAACAGCUCUUCGUAUUAUAAGAGUCGAGUUAGUUAACAGCAACUACAAUCAACUUUAUUUUAAUAUGUUUUCGCCCAAUCUUAAGAAAGAAGCCGAUGAGAUUGUGACCGAAAUUAACAAGCAAAAAUAUUGGGUUGAGUAA
Molecule: messenger RNA, 807 nt
Organism: Entamoeba invadens IP1
Lineage: Eukaryota; Evosea; Mastigamoebida; Endamoebidae
Exons: 1
Coding region: 1-807 (268 amino acids)
Source: RefSeq, a predicted model, not a curated record